AUUCGGUGGUUUUGCAGUGAUUUUCUGCAGCGAUGUAGAAAUAUGCCAUAUGCCACACGCGCACGCGCGCACACACAAACCCGCAUCCAUAUGCUACAACCCUGCGAGAAGGACGUCAUCACCCCCCCUCACAUCCUCUGCCUCUGUCCCUGCACGCAGUCAAAGUGCAGCCCCUGAGUAGUUUUGUGCAAUAAUAUGCUCUGUUGUUCCACCCUGGCUCCUGAAACAGCCGACAUUUUCAAAGUGUCUCCGGGUGGAGGGGCACACAGACGCUGCCUCAGCACCACACAGCUGCGAGCAGGCAGUAGCUUAAGCGGAGGGUACAGUGUUGCAGUGCAAUAAUCUGGCUCACUCGCAGCUAGCUUAUCGGUACAGCUGUUGACUGGCAGCAAGUCCACUGAAACUGCACCGACUCUCCUCCGUCCAUCCCGCCGGAGCACCGGCCGAGAGGGGCAAAUGAACGAGCUGGUGAAGAGUUUACCCUCCCCGACUCUGCCCGGGCUGCACCUCCCGUCUGUGGAUACCCACAAAGGCUGGCUCUUUAAAUGGACCAACUACCUGAAGGGCUACCAGAGGCGGUGGUUCGUGCUCAGUAACGGCCUGCUGUCCUACUACAGGACUCAGGCAGAGAUGGCACACACUUGCCGGGGAACAAUUCCCCUGGCGACGGCGCACAUCGAGGUGGGCGACACCUGCCACUUGGUGUUAACCAGCGGAGGCCGGAGUUACCACCUGAAGGCCACCUCCGAGGGAGAGUGCCAGAAAUGGGUGUCAGCACUGCAACAGGCCAAAGCCAAUGCCACUCUCCUCAUGCAUCACUCAGAUGACUCGGGGGAUGAAGUCCCAGUACCUCAGGAGGAUCGUACUCUAACCCAAGGGGUGCUUAAGACUCUGGCCAGCAAGCUAGAUGACCUGAGCACCUGUAAUGAGCUGAUAGGAAAGCAUGGUGCUGCCCUCCAGCGCUCCCUCAGUGAACUCGAGGACCUGCGUGGAUCCACUGACAGCACAGACAAAGUGAAAGCCGUUAAUGAGCGAGCCACUCUCUUUCGCAUCACCUCCAAUGCUAUGAUCAAUGCUUGUCGUGACUUUGUGGACGUGGCAGAAUCUCACAGUCGGAGGUGGCAAAAGGCCCUGCAGCAUGAGAGAGAACAGCGUCACCAUCUGGAGGAGACCAUCGAACAGUUAGCCAAACAGCACAACAGCUUAGAGAGAGCCUGGAGGGAGAAUCCCACCUCAUAUACAGAUGUGCAGGACUCUCAGCUGACCUGUCCUGUGCUUGCUGCUGUAGGCGUGGAGCGAUCCCAGGAGGGAGAUGCGAGCGACGAGAAUGACGAGGCAGAGUUCUUCGAUGCCAUGGAGGACUCACCCGCGUUCAUAACUGUGACUGCUACUGGUAACAUAGAGCACAAGCGCUCAGGGAGUAAUCAGAGUAUGAUGAGUGGAGGCGUGCCCAAUGACUGGACUCACAAUGAGAAUGACACCUCAGGCACAAACCACAUGCAGCUACGAAGAACAAGGCGCAGCCGUAUUCCUGACAAACCAAAUUACUCCCUUAACCUGUGGAGUAUCAUGAAAAAUUGCAUUGGGAAAGAUCUAUCUAAGAUACCCAUGCCUGUAAACUUCAACGAGCCGCUGUCGAUGCUCCAGCGUCUGACUGAGGAUCUGGAGUACAGUGAGCUUCUGGACCGGGCCGCUCGCUGCGACUCGUCCCUGGAGCAGAUGUGCCUGGUGGCUGCCUUUUCUGUCUCUUCCUACUCCACCACAGUCCAUCGCACAGCCAAGCCUUUCAACCCUCUGCUGGGGGAGACUUAUGAGCUGGAUCGACUGGAUGAGUAUGGUUAUCGCUCCAUCUGUGAGCAGGUUAGUCAUCACCCGCCAGCUGCUGCCCACCAUGUGACAUCACAGCGAGGAUGGACCCUGUGGCAGCAUAUCACUAUUGACAGCAAAUUUCGUGGGAAAUAUAUUUCAGUGGUGCCGUUAGGAAACAUUCACCUGCAGUUCCACUCGAGUGGAAACCACUAUGUGUGGAGCAAAGUGACUUCCACAGUGCACAAUAUUAUUGUAGGGAAGCUCUGGAUUGAUCAGUCUGGGGACAUUGACAUUGUAAACACCACAACCAAGGACACCUGUCGUCUCAAAUUCUCCCCCUACAGCUACUUUUCCAGGGAAGUCCCACGCAAAGUGACAGGAGUGGUAGAGGACCGAGAGGGCACAGCUCAUUACAUCCUGUCCGGAACCUGGGAUGAUAAAAUGGAAAGUGCCAAGAUAGUGGAUAGCAGCCAAGGAUGCGGAGGCUCCGAAGGGAAACAAAAGACGGUUUAUCAGACUCUUCCGCCCAAACUGCUGUGGAAGAAAUAUCCCCUUCCAGAAAAUGCAGAGAACAUGCACUUUUUCUCCUCUCUGGCUCUGACCUUGAACGAGCCAGAAGAGGGCGUCGCACCCACUGACAGUCGCUUGCGGCCAGACCAGCGGCUGAUGGAGGCAGGUCUGUGGGAUGAAGCCAACAGUCAGAAGCAACGUCUAGAGGAACGACAGAGGCUGGAGAGGAAAAGAAGGGAGGCGCAAGCUAACCAGGCCCUGGAGGAGGGGCAAGAUAUUGAGGGUUACCAGCCACUGUGGUUUGAAAAGAGGACAGAGGAUACAGGCGAUAACAUCUAUAUCUACAAAGGCGGCUACUGGGAGGCCAAAGAAAGACAAGACUGGAGCCAGUGUCCUCAGAUCUUUUAGACAACAUGCCUCUUGCACCACAGCAUCAGUCAGGCUGAGCGUUUCCUCGUGGUUUAAGGAUACUCUGAAGGAUGGAGAGUUGUGUGUAUGGGUUUGGAUGUACAUGUGUGAGUGAGUGAGACAGCUAAUCUCUCCAGGGAUUUUCAAGCACAAAAACAUCUGGUUUCUAAUUUACUUGCUCCUGCUCUUUUAUAUCUGCAUUUCCAAAAAUGCAUGGCCUCAGUAUAAGAGAGUUAAGAGCAGCGAAUAAUAUAUAUACACUAAAGGGAGUUCUGCGAAACACGCGUCAUCAGGUGUGUGCUUGGGGGGGAUAAUUCUAGGCUGAAGACCGAUGUUUUAUGUUCUUCAAAACUGGCACAACUUGGUGAGAUCUCCCAGUGAUGCUGGGUUUUAAAAGAAAUUUAGCGGGACAAAGCCUUCUUCUGUGCUAGAAGACUUCAAGACCAAUCCCUAUGAUUUCUUGAUGUUCUUUAUUAAUCUGUUUCUCAAAACUGCACAAACCGCAGUUUGAAAGGAUUAACAGUUAUUGUCUGACUGGCCUCUAAAGAACAGUCAUGCCACCAAUAAUCUUGAAAUUACAGUAUGUCCCCCUCCAUCACUCUUACAUUUAGGUCAGUAGCAGAGAGCACCACACACCCACUGAAAGCACUUGAAUAAUGUCUUCACUGACCCUGGAGGAACCUGAGUGUGAGAAAAUGACUAAAGCAACAUAUUUGUGUAAUCUCAGCUUGGACUCUAUAUAAAACUGUAUAUUCAAAAAAAGUGUGCUUAAGCUGAAGAUGCUGAAAGGUUUUUGCCUCAUAUCAGACAAAACUGCCAGCUCAUUAGAUUGCAUGAUAUUAUUUUCAUUGCCACCAGGGGCUUCCCUAAUCAAUUGCCAACACUUGUAAACAGCUGGAAAGGAGUGUUAGUCCCACUCACGGCGAUAAUCGCUCGUUCUUCCACAGCAGUCAUCUGGACAGGUUUAACUUUUUCUUCCAGAGAAACUGCUGUUUCACAUCAAAAUGCCUAAUCAGUCAACUGCAAUGGACUGAUUUUAAGGUCUGGAUCCAGCAGCAAAUGUUUACCAGAUAGGGGAAAAUCGAGUUGCAGUGUAGGAUCCAGGAUUUUUGGAGCGCCACCAUUACCAAGGACUAAAAUGUAGGAUGUUGCUGCUACGGCUGCAUCUGUUUAACUUUAAACUCUGGGGGGGGGGGGUUAUUCAAUGUCAUUCUCCCUCCGAGUAUGCUGGCUUUCAGUCCAAACACAUGCUUGUCAGGUUAAAUGGCUGCAGGUGAAUGUGAGUGUGAUUGGUUAUCUGUUUCCAUGUGUUAGCCCUGCAACAGACUGGCGACCAGCCCAGGGUGUCCACCAGUUCUCAUCCUGCGAGAGCUGGGAUAAGCUCCAGCUUAUUUCUCAGCAGGUCUCAACAAUAACACAACUGACACUGACAGAGAGGGUUUUUUUAUAAAGUCCCAGACUUUGUAAAAGUGAAGUAGUACAUGAAGCACCUGGAGUACCCCUUCAAAUAUCUUGAAACAAAACCGUAAGAGUUGUAAGUAUAAAUCUGCUAAGCUUGGGAUUUUCCUCAGCAAGGGAUUUCAUUGCUGCUGGUGGCAAUUUUAGCCUUAAUUAUGUAACAGAAUAGCAAUUCCCCAGUAGCCCCCACAUUGAAACAAAAAAGAUUUUGUACAGGUUGAAACGGUUCUGCGGGUAUACCUCCAGGUAAAUUCAACUGAGUAAUUGUUUUUAAAAUUGAAUUUACCCAUUAUCAGGGUUUAGCAUUGUGGCAAGUAGCAAUGAACCUGUUCCCUUGCUUAAAAUGGUUGCAAAUGACUCUAUUAGUUAUUUGUAUGUUAAAAUUGUUCUUCAUUUGCGUUAUGUUAGCAAUAAGAAAUGCUGCACGGUCACUUGUGAUUAAAAAAAAAAAAACACUCCCCAAUCAGGGAGGUGUUUUAUGCAGCCCAAAUAUUAAGUUGUAUUAACAUUAUUUCAUCAUAUCACUCAAAAACAUUACACUUGCUCACGUUUUUGUGUGGAGGCAAGCACUUGUGUAAACUGGUAGUAAAUACACUCUAUAACCUGUUUAUUUAUAGUUUACUGUGUAUUACAGCAGGGCAUGAUGCACAAAUAUGGCUGCCUGUUUGGUUUUGGCCUGUAAAUAGCUAGAAUAUACUAGAACUAAAAUUGCUGUAUCAUUUUAAGAAGAUAUACAGUGCUUAACAUCCAUGUUGUCAUAUAUUAAUCUCUAUUGUGUAUACAUAACAAGUCAAGAUUGUAUGCCAGCUAAGGAGAUGUUGGGUAAAUUAGAUAAUGAAUCUUAAGUUUAUAAGCGUACAUAAAUGAUGCAAUGAGAUGUUGAUCAAAUAAAGCACAAUGUCAUGUUUACCUGACAGGACAUGCUACAUAAUUUCAAAGUCCACAGCAAAGUAUAGCUAUGCAUGGUUUUAGCCUGCUUGUGCACUAGGCCUCUUCACCUAGCUAGCUGUUUGUGGAUUGUUACUGAAACACCUUUUGUGCCCAACUGCCUCAGAAAUUUCACAUUUUUGAGCUCAAAUAAAGACUUAAAGCUGCCAGUGUGCAACUGUUUACUGUCACACCAGUGGUUUUUAUAAUCUUCUGUCAAAAAAAGCACAGGUAAUAAAGAAGAAAACAGAGUUUGUCACAAUGCUUUCAAGUGGGUAUUUCUGUCUGGAGCUUUUCUCGACUCCAAAGCAACAAACACGACACUUCCUGUCCUGACCUACAGAAACAUGUAAAAAAAAAUGUAUUAGUUGUUUAACUAAUGUAUUUUACUCGAAAAGAAUAAAUAAAAAGUAAAAAACU
Messenger RNA from Oreochromis niloticus (Nile tilapia), 5532 nucleotides. It is a transcript of the gene osbp2a, whose product is annotated as oxysterol binding protein 2a. The transcript is spliced from 14 exons. Gene Ontology annotation, molecular function: cholesterol binding. Gene Ontology annotation, cellular component: plasma membrane; perinuclear endoplasmic reticulum; cytosol. The record is from RefSeq and is a predicted model, not a curated record. Bases 457 to 2727 code for a protein of 756 amino acids. NCBI's taxonomy places the organism in Eukaryota, Metazoa, Chordata, Actinopteri, Cichliformes, Cichlidae.